Molecule: messenger RNA, 247 nt
Organism: Symbiodinium necroappetens
Lineage: Eukaryota; Dinophyceae; Suessiales; Symbiodiniaceae
Source: the annotation of a GenBank genome assembly
GCGUGGGGCUCUCUGCACUGUUCUGCAGCAGAACCCGGAGGCGCUUGAUCGGCCACGGCUGCUGGUGCAGGCCAUGGACGCACUGGCCAAGACUCAGAGUGCUGAGGAAGGUCUUAUGAAGGCCAUCAGCAAGCAGAUCGUCUACCACAUGGUGGACUUCAGUGUGAAGGACUUGGCUAUCACAGCGAAUGCAUGCCAGCGAAUGCUUGUGAAAGACGGCGCCAUUCUGGAAUCUUUGGUGCGACAG